Molecule: messenger RNA, 354 nt
Organism: Pestalotiopsis fici W106-1
Lineage: Eukaryota; Fungi; Ascomycota; Sordariomycetes; Amphisphaeriales; Sporocadaceae
Exons: 4
Coding region: 1-354 (117 amino acids)
Source: RefSeq, a predicted model, not a curated record
AUGGUCCCUGCUCUCAAGUAUAUACCCAAUGCCCAGGAGGCAAGAAUUCCUUACUACAAGGACUUUCCAAAUAUUUUCCUUGGUGCGCUUUAUUCGAGUACCCAAGAUGACCCGGAGAAACCUAUUACUAGUGGUUUCUACCGCAUCGAAAAGGGCGCAACCAUGACCGCCACGUAUACAUACUACGAGUUUAAGCUCGUUGUUGCUGGCGAUAUUAUUGUCUCGGAUUCAACGGGACAAAAAGUGAAGGCUGUUAAGGGUGACAUCAUCUAUUUCCCCAAAGGCGCAACGAUUACUUUUGAAACUGAGAACGGCGGCGAAGCCUUUUUUGUUGCUCAACGUGCCUCGCCGUAG